This is a messenger RNA of Anopheles nili, 1195 nucleotides long. RefSeq names its product hornerin-like. The record is from RefSeq and is a predicted model, not a curated record. Lineage: Eukaryota; Metazoa; Arthropoda; Insecta; Diptera; Culicidae. The transcript has 2 exons. Bases 41 to 1099 code for a protein of 352 amino acids.
AAAUAGCAUACGAGCAUUCGCAUCAAUCAGUGGCUUAAUCAUGCAACGGCAGCUGGUGUUACUUUUCGUUGUCGGAGUAUUCGUUGCGCACGGUUACCCAACCGAUGUCGGUCAUCAUGGUGGUGGUGCAGGCAGUGCAGCCAGCAGCUCCUCUCAGUCCUUUGGAGGCUUUGGAGCUGGUUUUCCAGCACUGCCAGGAUUCCCUGCAGCGCCAGGAUUCCCUGCAGCGCCAGGAUUCCCGGGUGCGAUGUCGCAGCCGCAACUGGCUGCCUCUGGCCAAAACUUGCCUGGAUGGAGCCCGGAUGUGUUCGGGAAAGGAUUUCCAUUCCCCGGACAUGGCAGCAGCUCCGGCAGUUCGUCCUUCUCCAGCUCGUUCUCGUCCAGUCACGAUGGCAAGAUGACCGGGUCACAAUCCCACUCACAGUCGGGUAGCCACAGUGCCGGUCAUGGUGGCGUGUCAAGUUCGGGAAGUUCCGCUGGAUCACAGUCCUUCAGCAAGGAUGGCCAUGGUCAUCAUGGCAGUGGCAGCACCAGCGGCAGCUCGGCUGGAUCACAAACAGUGUCGCAAAACCAUCACGGACAUGGCGGUGCCGAAUCAGCUGGGGGUUCUGCACACUCCAUCAGCCAGGACGCGCAUGGACACGAUCACGGAAAAAAUCUGCACAGUGGAGCAACCGCAGGUGCUCAAUCUCAGUCGAUCGGUCAGGAACACCACGGAGAUCACGGAGCUGUUGGUAGCUCGGCUGGUGCACAAUCGCAAUCUACUGUAACUGGUGAGGGUCAUCACGGUCAUCCUGCGUCGGGUAGCUCUGCCGGAGCAAACGCUGGUUCUCACUCUGGACAGGGUCCGCACCAUGGACAUGGAUCUCCAGGAUCUGGUAGCUCCGCUGGAGCGCAAUCGCAGUCUAUGUCUGGUGGUCACGGUCAUCACGGCCUUCCUUCAUCGGGUCAUCAUCAAGGAUUGGGUGGGAAUCACCAGCAGUUCCAUCACGGUCAAAGCCGCGACGGAGAAGGAUACGGAGUGCGCCUGAGCACCGACGAAUCCAAGGAUGGAACGAUUAAGAAAACCGAAAGUGAAGCAUGGGUCUGGAAGGACUAAAUAUGCGGACUGUCUGCUACACACCAGCGUACUGUAUUUAUGAUCAUCACCGUUACUGAUGAUACUAGCGUUAGUAGGAUAAUAAAUUAAACUAAA